AUGACACAGCCGACUCCGCUGGAUAUCGUCCAAAGCAUCAUCGAUGUUUGGUUCAACGAGUACAAAGUGACAUCACCGAAUUACACCGAUUCAUAUCCCAUGAACUACAAAGGUCCACAGAUUGGCCACUUUACGGUGUUCGUCAACGACAAGGUGACCCAAAUUGGGUGCUGCUUUGCUCGCUACGAGGUGGAUCCGGAUGAUCUGCCUUUCAUACCUAGCAACGUAAAAGAGGGAGUACCCUGCCAAAACUAUUACUUUGUGUGCAACUACUCGUACACCAACUAUUACAAGGAGGCAUCCUAUAUCAAAAGUGAUAAGCCAGCCACAAAGUGCGAAUCCACAUCCACCUAUACGGGAUUGUGUGGCGUUGCAGACCAAUCAAGUGUUAAAGAAUAAA
This is a messenger RNA of Uranotaenia lowii, 400 nucleotides long. RefSeq names its product scoloptoxin SSD976-like. Lineage: Eukaryota; Metazoa; Arthropoda; Insecta; Diptera; Culicidae. The transcript is spliced from 2 exons. The coding region runs from base 1 to 399 and encodes 132 amino acids. The record is from RefSeq and is a predicted model, not a curated record.